Eimeria maxima is the source of this 3396-nucleotide messenger RNA. RefSeq lists its product as hypothetical. The record is from RefSeq and is a predicted model, not a curated record. The transcript has 2 exons. The coding region runs from base 1 to 3396 and encodes 1131 amino acids. Lineage: Eukaryota; Apicomplexa; Conoidasida; Eucoccidiorida; Eimeriidae.
AUGGAGACACCCAACAUUACAGACACAGCGCAGCGCUUGCAGGGAGCUUCCCUUGAUCGCGGCGACAAGCCCGCCGGGCAGCAGCAGGAGCAGGAGCAGCUGCUGCUGCAGCAGUUGCAGCAACAACUGCUCUUGCCACAGGAGGAAGAUCUCGAGCAGCAACGCGGACAGCAAUUGCAGCAGCAGCUGCUGCAGGAGGGAUGCUUGCAGGAUGAUGAGGCGGCGGUACAGGGGACUGCGACGCCACAGUCGCCACAGCAGCAGCAGCAGCAGGAGGAGGAGGAAGGGCAGCAGCAGCAGGAACAGCAGCAUCAGGCUGCUAAUGAAGCCUCUGAUAAGCUGACACAACAUCUGGUACGUCUCCACGAGUUGCUGCUGUCUGGCCGCUGCGACACCAAGAUGCAGCAGCUAAUCGAUGCCGCUGCUGCUGCUGUUGCUGCUGUGAAUGCCUCGCAUGCGGAGGUCCCCAAAGCGGCUUUCUCUGGCUCCAACAGCAGCAGCAGCAACGGCAGCAGCAGCGGGGGAGACAAGCCGCAUGCGCCUUUUGGCUCGUCUCUCGAUGAGCGCUUUUUAGGGACAGGACUUCCUUCUUGCAGAGACAGGAGUUACCUGAGCAGUAGCCAACAGCAGCAGCAGCAGCAACAGCAACAGCAACACUGGCAGCGGGCUAUAGCUCGCCCCGACUGUGUGCGUACCCCAGAUACAUAUGGAGACGCCCUGGGGGGCCCCCCACGGGGGGCCCCUCCUUUAUCUGUGGGUGCGUUACCUGUCUCCAGUGUCCCCUCAGGCCUCUCUCAGGGGCUUUCCUUUGGCAGUCCCCCUGGGGGCCUCUCGGGGUCCCCCCCUAAGCCCCUUGCAUCUCCGCUUAGCCGCAGCGCACCUCUCCUCUUUAAUGGAGACAGUAUGGUUUGGGACUACUACAACAGCUGCACAACAGCAGACGAGCCAUGGGGACCACCUCCAGCAGGGGGUGGGAGGGGUUCCCUUACACAAGAGCUGGAGCAAGGUGCUUGCGGUCCUCUGUCUUCUGGUGCUGCUGGGGGCCCCUUUAGCUGCCUUGGAGGGGGGCGGGGCACCCAGGGGGCUUCUUUGGACAGGAGGGUAUCUCCUUUAUACCCCAGCAACAGCAGCAACAGCAGCAACAGCAGCAGCAACAACAGCAGCAGCAGCAGUGCAGCGGCAGGCGAGGCUGCUGCCUGUCUGUCACCUCGCUUUCGCCUCAGCCCUAUGGUACUGAAUGCUUACCAGCGUAGGGGCCCCCUGGGGGCGCCCUUGGGGGGCCCCUUGGGGUUGCAGGGCCCCCCUCGUGCCCAUUCUGACUUUAAUCUGCAUAGGUCAGAGACAGCUGCACGGGGACAGCGGAGUCCUCGGCACAGUUUGGGGGCCACAAAGGGGCCCCUUCCCUUUAGCAGAGGGGGCCCCCAAGUUGGCGUUGAAGGAUAUUUGGACGCCGCACAGCAGCAUUUGCAGCAGCACCUACAACAGCACAUCCAGCAGCAGCUACAUCCCCAGCAGCAGCAUUCGCAGCAGCAGCAGCAGCGCCGUAUGAAUGGUGUAUGCAGUGGUGUUGUAUCUCGUGGUGUAUCUCGUGGUAAGCAGGUGUUUUACUAUUGCCCUUCCUGCUUAGAGGCAUUUCCGUCCUCUGCAUUGUCUUUAUUUGCUGCUCAUGUAUCACAACGAGGUCAUGUAGUGCAACAGCUGCAGCGGCUGAGGGGCCCCGAUGGGUACUUUCAAUGUCCGAAGUGUACAUGCAAGGGAAGCGAUCUCUUAGGCUUACUAAGACAUUGGCAUGAAGGAGGCGCAGCACACCACGGACAAAAAAUACUUAAACAUAUCAGGACGAAAGAUGUACCACCAGGUUUCCAUGCUAUUGAACCUCUACAGCAGCAGCAGCAACAGCAGCAACAGCAGAGGCAGCAGCAUAUUCAAUCACAAGCACAGCAACAACAGCAACAGCAACAUAACUGUAAUACACAGUUCCAUGCGAGACAUGGUGUGCAGUCUGCCGCUGCUGCUGCUUCUCCAUUAGAGGCACAGCUUUCACUACUGGGGGCGCUGGCUUCCUCAUCACAGGACACACGCAGCAGGCAACCACUGCAGCAACAGCAGCAGCAACAGCAGCCCCUGCAGCAACAGCAACAGCAACCUCUACAUAUGCAUCAACAACAGCAGCCAAUACACCAGCGGCACCACCACCACCAGCACGCGCAGCGGCAGCACCAUACACAACAGCAACACCUACCACAGCAGCAGCAGCAGCAGCAGCAGCAGGUGGAGCAGGAGGUGCAGCACUUGGCAGGCCCUUCUUCGGGGCCUCAAGGCGCAAUGAUGGGGCGGCCUAGAGAGGAGUCAUCACAUCCCCUCCUCAGCCCCACCCGCCGUGUGGGGGAAGGGCCCCCCGGGGGGGGCCCGGGGGGCCCCAGGCUAGGGGCCCCCUGCAACUCCCCGCAGCAGAGGGGGAGUUUAGCCACAGAGUUCAGGAGCACAACAGGCAGCCAGAGGAGCAGCGCACUCAGCGAAGCUAGUGAGGAAGUGCCACAUCCGAACGAACAGCAACAGCAGCAGGAGCAGCAUGAACAGCAGCAGCAGCAACAGCGCGAUCAGCAACAUGGGGAGGGGUCCCGUCAAGGAGCAGAUAUGGUAGCUCUUGUGAAACCCCACGUUGGAACAAAUGCGACAGCUAUAGUUGGCGGCCCCCGCAGCAACAGCGUAGGCUGUGGGGGGCCCCUCAAAGGAGCAGCAAGUGCUUCUAGCUACGGCAGUAGCCGUGUUUGGGGUAUGGGGCUGCAGCAGCAAAGACCUGUCCCGUUGCACCUUCAGCAGCAUCAGCAGCAGCAACAGCAGCAGCAGCAUGAGCAGCAUCAGCAGACUGGGUUCACCUUUUCUGCUGUUGACUUCCCGUCUCUGAAACCUAAGCCGAGCUUGAGCUUGAAGCAACAGCAGCAGCAGCAACUGCUGCUGCUGCAGGAUGAGCAGCAGCACCCAACUCAAGGAGGAGCAGCAAAUGGCUGCUUUCCAACUAAGAAGGAGUUUGCAGGAACAGUUGACGCUGUAUUUGUGCGGGGAGUAAUUGGACCUGUAGCAGCGACGCUUGAUGCUGCAGCCGCUGCAGCAGCAGCAGUCAGCGGAGCUGAAACUACCCGCACUUUCCUCUUGGGGCAUCUUGUAGAAACAAGAGAGGCCGAGGCAGCGCAGACACGGGGUGUCCUCAUGGCUUUUAUUGAGGUUCACAGUGCAUCCGUGGCAGCAGAGGCAGUAGAAGCAGCAGCAGCAGCGGCGGCGGCGGCAGCAGCAGAAGCACGUUCUAGGAGCAGCAUCCCUGAAAGCUGCAGCAGCAGUAUUAUUAGGAGGGACGCCUUCAGGAAGAAGGAGCAUUCAGCGCUGCAGCAGCGGUAG